Messenger RNA from Sphenostylis stenocarpa, 1659 nucleotides. The record is from the annotation of a GenBank genome assembly. NCBI's taxonomy places the organism in Eukaryota, Viridiplantae, Streptophyta, Magnoliopsida, Fabales, Fabaceae.
AUGUCCGUACUUGUUGUUAUUAUGCCUUCUACCUGGUUUUCGGGAAGCUGUCGAAGCUACAGUGUCAUUGAAUCUUUGCAACACUGUUUACUGAAGUCCGACGACGAGGAGAUAUCCGCACUCCGUCGCGAAUUCGAAGCCGUCAAACAGAGUUUUCGCACUAUUCCCGAUGCGCUCAGAAAAAUGCCCAAAAUGAAUCCUAAAGGCAUAUAUGUGAAUAAGAACUUGAGAUUGGAUAAAUUGCAAGUUUAUGGGUUCGACUAUGAUUACACUUUGGCACAUUACUCGUCGCAUUUACAGACUUUGAUAUAUGACCUUGCCAAGGAGUAUUUGGUUAAUGAGGUUAGCUCUGACAACGCGCGCCGGCUGUAUGUUUUUAAGACCGCGGUUCCUUUCCUCACUCGUCUCGUUGCUUCUUCCAGCUUAGGUAUCCGGAGAGGCCUGUACUAUGAUAAGGCAAAAGGGUGCCUCAUGAAGCUGGAUUUCUUUAGUUCGAUUGAGCUGGAUGAAUGCUUCUAUGGUAGACGCAAGCUAAGCCAAAGGGAAAUACAUGACAUAUAUGGAACUCGUCACAUUGGCCGUGAUCAAGCUCGAUCACUUGUUGGCUUGAUGGAUUUCUUCUGCUUUAGUGAGGCAUGCCUUCUUGCAGAUAUAGUGCAGUACUUUGUUGAUGCAAAGCUAGAAUUUGAUCCUUCCUAUGUAUAUGAAGAUGUUGUUCGUGCAAUUGAACAUGUCCAUCGAAGUGGCCUGGUUCAUCGAGGAAUUCUAUCUGAUCCACAUAGAUACUUGGUGAAAAAUGGAAAGAUAAUACGUUUUCUUAAGAUGCUAAGGGAGCGGGGGAAGAAGCUGUUCUUGUUGACUAAUUCUCCUUAUUACUUUGUGGAUGGAGGAAUGCGUUUUAUGUUAGAGGAUUCUAUGGAUUGUAGAGAUUCCUGGACGGAACUAUUUGAUGUUGUGAUUGCUAAGGCCAAUAAACCGCAAUUUUAUACAUCUGAGCAUCCAUUCCGUUGUUACGACACAAAGAAGGACACAUUAACUUUUACCAAGGUUGAUGAAUUUCUUCCGGAUAAAAUUUAUUACCAUGGAUGCCUCAAAUCCUUUCUCCAAAUAACCAAGUGGAAUGGCCCAGAGGUGAUAUAUUUUGGAGAUCAUCUAUUUAGCGACUUGAGAGGGCCAUCUAAGGCAGGUUGGCGUACAGCAGCAAUCAUCCAUGAACUAGAGGCAUGUCUGCCAUCUAAUCCAUUUUCAAAGGCUUCCAAUGAGAGCGAAAUUCAAAUGCAAAAUGAAGAUACAUACCGUUCAGAGCAGGCAAAGUUUCAUAUAAUACAAGAACUACUUGGUAAAUUACACGCUACUGCAUCUAGUAGUCUGAGAACUCAAGCUUUCAAUUCACUUCUGGGAGAACUUAAUGAGGAGAGACAAAAAGCACGCAGCAAGAUGAAAAUGAUGUUUAAUAGAUGUUUUGGAGCAACAUUCCUGACUAGCACAGGACAAGAAUCUGCUUUUGCAUAUCAUAUUCACCAGUAUGCAGAUGUUUAUACCAGUAAGCCAGAGAAUUUUCUUUUGCAUUCACCUGAAGCAUGGCUUUAUGUUCCAUUUGAUGUCAAGAUCAUGCCUCAUCAUGUGAAGGUUCCAUCAAGCUUGUUGAGAACAGGAUGA